Colletotrichum lupini is the source of this 1977-nucleotide messenger RNA. RefSeq lists its product as uncharacterized. The coding region runs from base 1 to 1977 and encodes 658 amino acids. The transcript is spliced from 10 exons. NCBI's taxonomy places the organism in Eukaryota, Fungi, Ascomycota, Sordariomycetes, Glomerellales, Glomerellaceae. The record is from RefSeq and is a predicted model, not a curated record.
AUGCACCAACAAAUCAACCAUCGGCCGGCUGAGGUGGUGUCCGCUUGGUGGUCUGUCAUCUCUUUCAAGGCCGACGUCAGGUACGCUACACUAUUCGUACUGUCUCUACGGAUACAGAUAUGCGACUACGAAUACAAAGUACCGGCUCGAGGUUCAAAGUUCAACAGCGGGGCAACGCAGCGACAGAUGCCAAAACGCCAAGACAAAUUUUCAUGCCAACGCUCGAUGGGGCUCUUUAGGAUUGCACUCGAACCUGCAUGGCUUGUCCCUUACCUUAUCUCAAGGUUGGACAAGGUCAGGGUUUGCACGAGAUGUGCGCCGAUGCUCGCCUCAACUAAACUCCAUGGUUUGAAAUUCCACGAAUUUUUCUCAAGGUGUAAAGUUGCAUUGAUUGUACGGAUAUUUGCGCGACAGCUGCUUCUUCUUUUUUCCACUCCUCUUCUCGACCAAAAGAGGCACCGCAGCCAGGCUCCUACUCGACGAUCAUGCACAAUGACGAGCGACUCGAUUCCUAGUCGUAGCUCUCACGUUAGAUGGAACGCCCCUCCUCAGAUUCGAGAAGGAUGGUGUGGCUUACUCCAAGUUGAUCGCGCACAUCUGACGUCUUACAUGAAUGGUCUUACUUGGAGCUUCUUCUUCAACACAGCAAUUCCUCUCAAACCCGCAGGAGCCAGGAGUAGUAGCAUCAUCAUCAUCAUUAUCAUCAUCAGGUUCAAACUUGCCUUCGAAGCAUUUGAGUCCAUUUAUUUCUCGGCCAUAAUUCUACAGUGGAAGAAACAUAAUACGGAGUAUGGACCCGGGCCAGAGCAGUCAGAAGCAAGCAACAGCUGGAUUGACGACCACCCACAAUUUUCAUCGCAUUCCCGAAUCCCUUUAGCAGCUAUCUUUGUCAAUGAACCAAAGUCGCCAAAUUACGACAGUGGCCGCGUCUGUUCAAAGAUGAACAAUAAGACGGCAGGUUCUCUGAUUCAUGCCGGAUGGGACGUUUCUCCUAUUUUGCAGAGGCGCAAGAGUUCAGAGUUGCAGUUGGGUUCUCCAGCGCAAUCUUGGCCUGCUCCGCUUGUUUGUUUUGGCGCCCUGGACACGUUGGCUCUGCCUCGAAUACCAAAUACCAUCCCGUGCUCCCCUCGCACCGGAAUGGCGGAGGCAUCGGGGCCCUGGCCGAAUCGGACGGGCAUGGGCCACCCGUGGGACGUGGGUGAAGGAGACUGCGCCACGAAGGUCCAGACUUUGGACUUCCCGCGAAUGCCAGAAACCUACUGUUUCUCCAUGGUCGGUCGGCCUUGCCUUGUUGACCACGGGCACAUACGAUGCCAUGCCAUGUCAUGCUAUACUUUGGAUUCGUGCCCGUUCUCGGUUACCGCUCUGGGCGCCCUAGAUGCCCGGUCUCUUGACACAAAAUGUGCAAUAGUGUCCACAAAAAUGCCUGCCACCUUCGUUUUACCUAGUGCACGUCUCCUCUGGAUGCCUGACCGCAGUCCGAUUCCAAAGAAACUAGCCGCUCUGGAUUCGCAUCAAUCCGUGAUCAACCUGGGAGUACCACAGCUUUGCUCCGGUUGCUUGUCUCCCCAACAUCCGAGAGCCGACGAAACAUCAACAUCCAACCAUCAGCCAAUGCCGUCUAACACCGUCCACCAUCCGACCCGAGGCCUCUUCACCUCCGCAUCUUGCCCCGCAUCACGCGAAGCUGUCGGUGAAGUAGUCAACUACAGAAGACACAAACCUUAUCGUUUCUCAUCCGAAGAGCCGGUUUGCGUCUUGACUCGCCAGCUAAACAGAGCCCCAAAAGACUUCAAACUACCUUUCCAGUCCACUGCGGUAGUUGACUUGCAGCUGAGCCGGAGGUGGCCUUCCAAGCUGUCAAGUUUCGUCAACGACAUCGGACCCCAGCUAACCGACUCUCAACCUACUCGGUUCCCCCUCUCAGACUCGCAACUCGUGAUAUUCAGCUCGACCUUCACCCCUUCUAGAUUCUAG